AAGAACUUGCCUUGUGUCGGACGUGCGUGUUUUCCACUGGGCUUAUUGUUUGCAACCAUUGUAUAAAGAAAAAUGAUACGAAAAUUAACUCGAAACAAUCGGAAUAUAAUACAUUUACCUAUAUUAUAGUUAAUUAAAUGUGUACGAAACAAAGAACUGUGUUCAUCGCGUCGUAGGAAGCUGUUAGGUAGUCUAAAAUAAUGAAUUUAACACGCUGCGGCAAUCUUUCUAUUUGAAUUGUCGUGAACCUUGUUGUGGAAUCGAUUUUCAGAUGUUAUUAAUGAAAUUACUAAGGUGCUUGUGGUGAUAUUAUUUGUAAAAAGAACCUGCUUAGCUGGUCUCGCGUUACGGUGACUUUUCGACCGACGGCACUGGCGGGCUCCAAAUCGAUAGAGAUAAUAAAAAAUGCAUAUUUUGCCCAUGGUUUCAUAAAGGUUCCGUUCAAUACUGUGCCGGUACGAUUUUGCUACGGAAAGCUGUUCAGAAUUCUCAUUUGUUUGCAAACCGCAGUGCUAUUUAUUUAAUGGUAUCAAAGUUAUGGUGAUACUCAAACAUCGCGAAGAUUUUUUUCUCAGCGAACACGAUAAGGGUUUGAUUCCAGGGUGGUCCGCCGCCUUCAAACUGAUCAGAAGGUAGCACAUAGGUGGUGGAGCAAACGGAUGAGGCUCGAACAAGUCCGCAGUAGGACUCCGCAGAGACGCAAACCGAAGUCCCCAGUAUUAUGUGAUAGUGCGGUGGUAGUGCUAGUGUAGUGCUCGCUAUGGCUGUGCUCAACGUUCUGCGCGUGCGCGUCGGCGGCGUGCUGCUGAGGGUGGUGCUACUGUUGUCCUUGGCUGUUUACUCUUCUUAUGGCGGCGGCUGCACUUUCCCCGCCGAGUGGACCGGCAGCUGGUUCCAGUCGGGCUUCCCGGGCCUCAUCGCCAUCAACUCCACGCACAUACACUCCAAGGGCGAGUGCUCCGAGACUGAGGCCUACGACAAGUUCCUGCUGUACGACAGGUAUGUCUUCCCGGGCCUCAUCGCCAUCAACUCCACGCACAUACACUCCAAGGGCGAGUGCUCCGAGACUGAGGCCUACGACAAGUUCCUGCUGUACGACAGGUAUGUCUUCCCGGGCCUCAUCGCCAUCAACUCCACGCACAUACACUCCAAGGUCGAGUGCUCCGAGACUGAGGCCUACGACAAGUUCCUGCUGUACGACAGGACUUACGACUGCUACCGGUGUAUGGUGAUACACGAAAAGCACAAAUACGUUCUGCAGUAUAAAGAAACAUUCUGCAGCCCGAAAGACUCCCUGUCGACCAUCUGCGACGAGAUCAGCGGCGACGCGCCGCUCUACUCCAUGUUCAGGAAGGAGCCGCGGCCGGAGCCCGAGCCCUGCCCCUUCCACCCCGCGCCCUUCACCUUCACGUACAACAGGGGCUCCAGCGACUGCGCGUACCCGCCGUCGCGCGCCGAGUCGUGCACGGACGACUCGCGCCUGCUGCUGCGGUACAUGGCGUGCCCCGACGUGCCCGGCACCGAGAGCAACGUGGAAGAGUUAGUGUGCCUGGCCGUUUGGAAGGAGGGAUCGACUAGAUAUCUGGUGGGGCAGAUCUCACAGGUGCAGAGGAGAAACUCCAUCGCUUCUGAUGAAGAUACAUACAGAUGCUUCAUAUACAAAGGGCAGCACAGCGACAAGAGCACGUCGUACUUCAUAGCGCAGUCGGGCGACGCCACGUGCAACGGCCUGUCCUCGCCCACGGACGGCAGUCGCACCAUGAAACUUACCACCAGUGACGAUGAGCACAACCGCUGCCACUUCCCGAGCUGGAUCGUGGAUCACCACAAGUGGUUCAGUCUGGACCACACGCACCAGUACCACUUCACCACCAAGAAUGCGACGCUCAAGAUAAUGAACACGGACGGUACAUUUGAGGAGAAGCGCUUGGUGUGUCACUCGAUCUUGGGCCACAAAGACAAGAAGUUCAUCAAGUUGGUUGCUCAUGUCACUCGGGGAUGUGAAUCGGGCCACGUGUGCCUGAAGUUCUACCGGCGCGAGGGGAACGUGUUGGAGCUGCAGCAGGGCUCCGGCCUGUGGGAGUCGCCGCAGGACGCCUGCGCCGAGCCCGACAACCCGCCCUUCGUCACGUUGAUCACGACAUCGCUGACGCCGAUGCCGUGUCCGAUACAGGGCCGGUACAGCGUGCAGAGCUCGCUAGCUGACCGCCGCCUGCGCAGGCAGCAGCUGUCUUCUGUGGACUCGGAGUCGGAGUCAGCGGCGGAGUGCGUGGCCGGCGACUACGACAGCGCCAGCAUCGGCUGCGGGCAGGGACAGGACACCAUCGAGUUCAAGUCCUCCUGCACCAACACAGUGUACACGUGCUACGGCAGCUGGCGCGAGGGCGCGCGCGGGUUCGUGAUCGCGGCGCCGCUCGCCCGCCCGCCCGCGCGCCCGCGCACCUUCUGCUUCAGCUACACGCACCACAACGAGUCCGCGGGCGGCGCCGUGCGGCUGAGCGCCGUGCCGCGCGCGUGCGACCGCGACGCGCUGCCGGGCCGACACGGCGACAAGGCCUAUAACCUCACCAGCAACGGCACGUGCGAGCAGAGCAGCAAGUACAGCGUCGCGACGCGGCUCACGCCCGCCAUCACGCUCAUCGCGCUGCUGGUGGGCACCGCCUCCAGAUGAUAUGACCACUAGCCGCUAGAAGUGUCUCGGACGCUGACCACACAGACACAACACUAGGUUUAUUUUCAUUAUUGUGACGCGCCCAACUUGUAGUCCUCUCUGAGAUAAACUAAUUUAUUUAUGUUUUUAAUUUUAAUUCUACGUUAGACUGUCCUGUUGAUUCAAUAGCUCAGUUUCUGUGGACCAUUAAAGCCCAUGUUUGACUCUUGAUUCUAACAGAAUGUUAAGUCAACACCUUUAUAACUUUAUUUAUUGAUUUAUUAAUUUAUUUCUUGAGAAUACACAUUACACAGUAUAAUUAUGUAUUCGACCACUCCUGGCGUGCAACAGUUACAAAGACACGAAUAAUUAAAAUAAAAAAGACAAUAGUUAAAUCAAACAUAAUUUUGCGAAGACUGGCAUAAGAACUUUGGCUUACGGCAACAAGUGUACAAAAAGACGGUAGAAACGAGUAGUGAUCAGUGGCGUUACUAAAGGGUGGCAAAGCGAGACCCCAGCUAAAGAGACUCGUAAGUCUAAAUAAACAAAUACAAAUCUUUAUUGUUACAAGAUUUUAGCAAUAGAUUCGUUUAGAUCUUUUGGGCAUGAUGGAUAUCCGAGGACCACAAAAUUCGAAGAAUGUUAAUCAUUUCAUUUCAUCUGGUUCUAAAUAUUGAGAUUGAGGUUGGUCCUCAUUCGAGAAAUUCAACACAGGCCUCAAAAUUAUAGUUACCCCACUGGUUACAGUAACUCCAGUAAAAAUAGUCCAUCUGUUCUGGGAAUUCCGAUUUACUUAGGAUGUAGUGAUGGCACAUAAUGUAAGAUGUAUAUGACAAAACCUGUGAAUUCUAAUUAUUAUUUUUAGUGAUUUUGAUUUGUAUCAUAAACUGAAAGUUUUCAAAAGAAAUAACAUUUUCGUCAUGUAUUUUUUUCGGUAACGUGUAGGCCCCAAAUUUCAUCUAGAUGAGUAACAGAAUGAUCUUCAAUUCAUUCAAAGAACAGUUUUUUAUUCCUUUUCUUGAGAGAUACGGACAGAGAGCAAUUCUGUCGUGUCCUUGAGAAAACAAGGUGUUCUCUGUUUAGAGAACAACAUCACCUUGUUCUCGUGGAGAGAAAAAAUGUAGUUUGUAUUUUUUUUGAAGGUUGUAGUUUUUUUGAGGGAGGUUAAACCGCUUCGUAACGUAACGUGUUACGGCACCACUAUGUCUGAUUUCGUUACACUCACGCAUAUGCCAGCAAGUUUAUUGCGUUACUGACAGGUCGUGAUCAAAUGGACGAUGUAACUUCUGACUUGUGUACAAGGUUGUUGAACUGCGCUGUUUCAAGGUUAUGCUAACAGUUUGUCUUUGCAGUGAUGAGGCAAAAAACGAUGCAAUUGUAAUUGUGUGUUCCAUUCGAUCACAACCUGUCAAAAACGCAAUCCCUAAACAGUCGGAUAUUAAGUUAUCUCUUCUGUCGAGCGUUCCAAGACACACACGUUUUUUUUUAAUGGUGAGAUAAGACAGUAGGUACUAUUAAAUUCUUUUCACUGUACACAAGUUAGUUUGUAACUUCCAUGUUUUAUAGAUAUAGAACUACAAGUUUGGCGCUACCGUAUAUCAGUGUUCAUUAAUAAGUAUUUUAAUUCUUUUGACGAUACUUUACAUUUUUGAUUUUCAUGUUUUCGUCAGACCCGCAAAUAUAUUCUUGACUUGUUAGGUAGUAUGACGUUUAUUAAAUUAUCAAUUGUUAACGUAAUCCCAAAAAAAAAUACGUUAAGAUAUAUAAAAAAAAAUUGUCUUCUACCGGUCUCGACAUUAUCAGAGACCUAUGUUAUACGCGAUAUCGUGUUCUAGGAAUGGAUUUGGGCGAUCGAAAUUGAUCGGAAUGGAUAGAAAUUCUAAAAUAGCGUAAACAAUACGUUGGCUUUGAUUGUGAUAAUAAGGGAGAUAAUUUUAAACCGCUAGGGGCUUGUAAUAUACCAUGAAUACUCGGUUAUAUUUGAAUGAUACUUUGAAGUACUUCACUCAACUGCUAGGAGCGUUGUUGUCAUGCAAAUAUUUCACGGGAACUUUGAAUAUACACCGCGCGCAUAGUUGGUUACUCAAAGACGCUUGGACCGAUUUCAAAAAUUCUUUUUUUGUUUGAAACGGUAUAGUCCCCAUUUGGUCCCAUUGCCAUCAUGUCAAGGCUUAGCACCGCCUUCAUACUGAUCAGCAGGUAGAACGUAUUAUGAUGUUAUUUAUCGCUUUUUUUGUUUAGUGGGUACGUUUUUAGGUUUUGAAGUCGGUUGUAUUUUUUUUAUUAAAUUUUUUUCUUUCUUACUUUCUUAUUUCUUGAUAAAUUAUAUCCACAAUCUGUCUCAAAGACACACGGAUUUAUUAUAUAAUGAUUUUUCAUUUAUUUUGAUGAACUUCCGCAAAGUAACGCCUGCUUCUAUCCAACACGGAUUUAUGUUUUACUAGAUUCCGUCGUCUAUCCAAGUCGCUAAGUACCAAUGUUAUUUUAUUUCAUAAAAAAUAGUAUACGUAUUAAAGUGUUUAAAUUGAGGGUAUAUUCUAGUUACUAAAUAGUUUGUCUACUAUUUUAAAUUUUAAUGAAAUCAAAGUUUUGUUUACAAUAGCCAUUAACCCUAAUGACGCUAUGCAAUUGAAAUUAUUUUGUAAUUGGAUGUCCCAAAAUAUCUAACUCUCGUGACGUUAUCAUACGAAUAGGUUGCAGUAAUUGGUUUGGUUUCAUACAAGUGACUUUUAGCUAAAUAUAAGUCCGUGGUUGCGCUAAAGUAAUAGACGCCUAGAAGUUGGUGGACACAGGGUGUCCGCAAUUCAUCUUUAACCAUCAUUAACAGUCGAAUUCAUAGACAUACGGGCACCCCUAGGGGGCAAUUCGCUGAGUGUCGAAUUCUCAAACGCAUAGAGUUUAAAGUCGACACUCAGCGGGUGAAAAAUCCCCUGGGGGCACCCCCACAACGUCUACGAAUUCCACUGUGAGAGUCACUGCUUGACAUAUGCCUCAUGUAUAAAGUGGAGCCGCCAGCAUCCAGCGGCUCCCUGCAACCAAUCAACACUGAGGUUUCCGGUGCGAGUCCCCAUUUAACCUUAGGACCCCAUAGGCUCUUCAAACCAUGUGCCCCGCCCAUUGGCACUUCAGCUAGCAUACAAUGACUGCAGACCAAUUAUUUGCGCUCGGUGUAUAAUCAUUGCAGUACUAACUUCUUGCGUUGUGUUUUGGCAGCUUUUUAUGUUUUAUUAUGUUUUAUUUAGAUAAUAAUAUUGAUUGCGUAUUGUUAAUACGUACCUAUUUAUUGAUUACUUGUCUAUAUUACAAUAUUGUUGUGACUGUUUUGGAAAAAUUUAAUUGUACCAGUAGACAGUAUCCAGUGAUUUCAGAACAAUCGAGGCUGAUUGAAUUGAGCACAAAAUAUGUUUUUGUGUUCCCAAAUCGCAUAUUUUAUUUGGUUCUAAAAAUCUUCAAAACAGUUACAACUCCUUUCUAUAGGGCUUUUAAGUGACUUAAAAUUAUUUAUCUAUGCACAUAAAAUUACUAUUCGACGAUUUACAACCGAUUUUAGAAGUCAUAAUCGGUCGUUGACAAAUCGGUCAUGCAUGAUAUGUUAAAUGUGUUUACGUGUGUAGAUAAAUCGGCCCGUUUCCUACAUUAUUAUUAUUAUUGUAAUAAUUUUAGGUUAGGUCGGGAACUAAACAGAGUUGAACAGAAACGAAGUUACGUGAUCAAAUUGUAAAUAUAAGAUGGUAUUAGAGAAUAAAUUAAAUAUGCAUUUAUGGAACUUGUUGCAACUUUCAGAUUGACGAUCGCAUUAUUUUACAAAUAAAUAUGUGAAUAAGUGUUUUAUUGUAACAGUUUCCCCGAUUAUUUUGUUUAAAAGUUAUCAAUAAUAAACGACAAGAGAAGAUAAUAAAAAAAUAGUUUGAAAACAGAGGAAAAUAAAUAUGUAGUCUAUUUAUAAGCAGUACUUAUGGAUAGAUAUCCAAAAACAUUAAAACUAUUUUAUUAUAAGGUUAUAAUAAAAUAAUUUUAAAUGUUUUUUUUUUCACAUUUUAAGCAAGUAUGAAGUAUAAAUUACCAUUUCAAAAAUGUAGAAUCACAUAACGAAGUUAUAUUUGAUGUAGGAGUUAGAAUUAGUAAAAUAUAAUCCACAAUAUACUUUUGUAUGAAGGUUCCUAUGAAUUCCCGUAUAUUCAUAGGUUCUUUAAACAUCUUUCUGUUGAAAUAUAUACCAUUCACAUUGGGCCCCAAUUAAUUUUGAUACAGGGACCCUCCAAGACACGUUAUUAAGUUUUAACUGUGACUCAGUUAUAUAUAAAAUAAAGUAUGUAUAAUCGCCAAUCUGACUGUUGUCUGUGUAUUUUUUGAACUUAAUAUCCCGCGUCUUUGAAAAAGAUCGACGCCUCGUCCCCCAUUUUGUACUUUUCGGGACUUUGUACAUGUAUAUUAUUUAUAGGAAAAAACGCUUUUCAGGUAUACAUAAUACUUAUAUAUGGUAUAUUAUGAAAGAUUAAAAAUAAGUCUAAAAAUAAAUAGAUAGACAUAAAUGUAGAGAAAUUGUGCUCAGCAGUGUUUUUAAUGUCCAUUUAGUUAUCAGUUGCGUGUUUUUUUUUGUGUACUGAAAAGUAAAAAAAUAUUUUUUAUAGUUUGUGCAUUUUCGUUUGCGAGAGCCUGUAUGAGAAUGUUCUGUACUUUUUGUAUUUAUAUUUAGUUUAUAUCAGCGACUUGUACCUUCCUUAUAUUUUUAUUUUAUGAUAUUUAUUUUAUUGUAAUGAAAUUACUGAAUUUUACGCAGAAAUAAGACGUCAAAAUUCUGUAUCUUUAUUUUAUUGUUGACAAGAUUUGCCUUCUUGCCACUUUUUAAAGGUAAAUCUUUCAUUAUACUUUAUUCAUGAAUCAUGGGGUAAAAUAAUGUAACUCAAUUUAUAAUAUGUUUAAUGGAAAUUGGGAAUCUUCGUUUGAAAGACAUUUAAAUUGAUUUUUAGACGCAUUUGAGAUUACGAUCCUGUGACGUCAUUUUCCUGUUAUUUACUCGUAUUAAGUACGAUACGUUGUCGGCCAUUUUUGUUCAGUUAGCUUGUUUGUAACGCUUCAGGCAAACACUGCUAUACAUAAAUCUGACCAAUAGUAGUUAAAAAUGUAAUUGCUCAUAAAAAUAGUGUGGAAUUUUAUUUGUGAUAUAAAAAAUUACUUAAGAAUGAUUAAAAAAUUAAAUAAUUAGUUAUGUACAUAUUCACUAGACUCGAGUUCCUGACUUCGUGUUUCUUUUCCGACAUUCUUUUGUGAUAAUCAUUUUCGAGUUACUGGAAAUACAUAGUUGUAAGUGAAUUGACAAAUGCUUGCCUACAUACACAAAACUAUUAUUUUAAAUGGAAAAAAAUAUAAAAGUAGCCGAAAAAUGAUAUUGUAAAUAAAAACUUAGUUCAUAAUUUAUAUACAAUCGAUAUUUUAUAAGUGUAACGCAUUUUUUAAAUACAGGACGAGAAGUAUUAAUUUUUAAAAAUAACCGAAGAUAAUAAAUAGCGUUAGAUAUAUUGAAUUGAAAUUAAAAAAAAAAUAUAAAGGAUUAUCUGGCAGCCAUUUUUUAAAUAAAAGUGUUAUAAAAUGCACAAUAUAUUAAAGUAAUUUUCACGAUUUAGCAUAUAAGGCAGCUUUUGUUGGUUUACGUUUUAUUUAUUAUUAAAGUAAGCGAAAAUUUUUCACAUUGUGAAUAUAUUGCACAGAAGAUUAAUGUAAAAAAAAUAUUACGUAAUACUCUAUGGGAAUUGUAUUUUAUCCGCUUGUAAAUAUAUUAUUUUUGGGCCACAGACCUAUUUUUUUUUCUAAUUCUUUUGUCAGCCUCAGAAAACGUUUUGUAUAGCUGGUAAAGCCUCAAUAUAUUUUUUUGGAAAUAAUUUCGGCUCUCGGUUCGUGUAAACGAUUGAUCAUGCCAUGGGAUACGAUUGUAACUACUAACGUGUAAGCCUAUUAUUAUAUUUUGAUUACUGAAAUAUAUUUAAAAAUCAA
Molecule: messenger RNA, 8641 nt
Organism: Bicyclus anynana (squinting bush brown)
Lineage: Eukaryota; Metazoa; Arthropoda; Insecta; Lepidoptera; Nymphalidae
Exons: 16
Coding region: 761-2671 (636 amino acids)
Source: RefSeq, a predicted model, not a curated record